Messenger RNA from Dreissena polymorpha, 2514 nucleotides. Its product is annotated as mitochondrial glycine transporter-like. The transcript is spliced from 9 exons. Gene Ontology annotation, molecular function: glycine transmembrane transporter activity. NCBI's taxonomy places the organism in Eukaryota, Metazoa, Mollusca, Bivalvia, Myida, Dreissenidae. The record is from RefSeq and is a predicted model, not a curated record. Gene Ontology annotation, cellular component: mitochondrion; mitochondrial inner membrane. Gene Ontology annotation, biological process: glycine import into mitochondrion. Bases 187 to 1095 code for a protein of 302 amino acids.
CGUCUACCCCUUUUCAACAUAAAUAUCAUUGGCACGAACUGAUAGUGGCACGAAAUGUCACUCUGGAUCAGCAGACGAUUUAUUACAUACAUCCGGAGAUAGUCGAUGUAUCACGAAUGCUGUUUUGUCAGUGGUAAACAUUUACAAGUGACUUUAAGUUUCUCGCGCAACAUGUGUAAUCCUUAGAUGGACAAUUCCAAAAGUAUUGUUGAUGUUAUUGAAUUUGUUGAUGACGGAAAACUCAAAAAGAAGAGAACAUUUGAAUCUCCUGUUGUGAAGUCUUUCCUGGCCGGCUCUCUCAGUGGAACAUGCUCUACCAUUCUCUUCCAGCCCCUGGACCUGGUCAAGACCAGGGUACAGGCAGCAGUGUCUGUCAAUGGCUCAAGGCCAGCGAGCAUGGUUGCCAUUGCAACAGGGGUAAUCAAGCAAGACAAAAUAGUGGGACUAUGGCGAGGGAUUGUACCUUCAAUUAUUCGCUGCAUUCCCGGCAUUGGGAUCUACUUCUCCACCAUCCACACACUGAAGGGGAAGUUUGAGACCACCAAGAGCCCUCUAGAAUCCAUGCUAAUUGGAGGAACUGCAAGAUCUGUUGCGGUGGUAUCUGUGUUACCAUUUACAGUAUUGAAGACCAGAUAUGAGAGUGGUGAAUUCCAAUACAGUAAUAUGCUGAGGGGUAUUAUGUCGAUUUACCAUCUUGAAGGCUUGAAAGGUUUAUUCAGUGGUCUGUCUGCCACAAUGCUCAGGGAUGUUCCGUUUUCUGGGCUGUACUUCAUGUUCUACACUCAGUUGAAACAGCUAGCUUCCACUGCAAAUGUUUCCCAGUUCCAGUUGCCCAUGGUAAACUUCACGUGCGGUAUCACAUCGGGUAUGCUUGCGUCUAUGAUCACCCAGCCAGCAGACGUUGUCAAGACCCAUAUGCAGCUUUACCCUAAAAAGUACGGUAGAUUGCGCAAUGCUGCCAUAUUUGUCUAUGAGCGAGAUGGUUUGACAGGGUUCUGGCGAGGCAUUGUGCCACGUACAAUCAGGCGUACCCUGAUGGCUGCCAUGUCCUGGACAGUGUAUGAAGAGGUGUCCAAGAAGUUUGGCCUUAAGUGAUAAAGAAUAGAUUGCUACUGAUCAGAUAAUCAAAACUCAUAUAGGAAUUAACCUAUAUUGAAAUGUGAAACUCCAGAAAGACCUAUAAUGACCAUCAUUUGACGAAGAUUUGUUUCUUAAAACCAAUUCUGAGUAAUAUUAUCAUUGUUAAUAAAGUGCACCUAGAAGUGCUAUUUUUAAAAAUCCAAAACAUGUGAACAUCAGUUUUUUGAUGGAAUGAUCAGCUGUUUUUGAUUUAAAUUCUUGAACUACACUGGAUUCAAAACUAUUUUAAAACCAGUGACCUAUCUGUAAGUUUUAUUACAAAUUGUCACCAAGAAGUGUACAGGAUGUUCUUGUAUGUUGUUGUGAACAGUCAGAAGGAUGAAUACUGUUCUUUGCUUGCAGUCAUUCAGAUAGCAAGAUUUGAAGAGAUAUUACAGUGGGGAGAUGGGGAGGGGCUUAAAUGUCUCACUGUGUAGAACUAUAAUCAAAUUAAAAUGGGAAGAAAAUUAUUAAAUGAACUUGUUUGUGAAGUGUAUUUAGAUAUGAACAGAAGUAUUAUAGAAUUUAAAAUGUAUAUUUGUUCUUUAUUUUAAAUUUCUUGUUUUAUUGGUGAUUUUUUUCUUUUGCUUAUAUAAUCACAAUGUAAGGUUUGCUUAUAUGUUUUAUAGUUGGAAAAUAAUUGCUUUGUUACAGGGUUUGUGCUAAGAUUAAUAGCUGAUAUUCAGCUACUAGUAUAUACCCAGUGGCAAAAAGUGUAAAGAUAUUAUAUUACUUAUAUAUUUAUGCAUACAAAAUUGUUUGUAUAAAAUAUAAAUGUUCAAAAACAACCUCAACCUAUAUGGAAAGUGUGUGUUGUAUUUCAACUAUAAUGCGAUGGAUAUGGUGUAUAUUCAAUGUGUCCUUUCUUCUAGUAUUCAAACGUACAUUGUGUGUAUAUGAAUAAUAUAUAUUAAUUGCAUUUUAUACUGGAGUUUAAGGUUUUAUUUUUGUUUAUCUUUUACAUAAAAUGAUAAAACUACAUAAACUGUUCAGUGUAUUUGGUAACAGAAAGAAACCUAGUAUAACAGUGUUGUUGUGUGACAAUAACUUAAACGUACACAUUGUAGCGUAUCUUGUGAGUUGGUUCCGAAUAUGUUGCCAUGUUUUAUUGCCCUUUUAUUCCGGCUGUAUAGUGAUCACUAUUCAUAAUUUGAGUCUGAAGUCUGCCUUUCUUUGAUAAUGUGGAUGUUAAGAUCUCAAAUUGUUUAGUGGGAUCAAUGGGUUGCUCCGCCUUGUGUAAAACUGCUUUACUUAUCUUAAUUGCAUGACAGAUUGAAAAAAAACGAACUUGUAUUGAUAGAUUUGCUGUCAGCCCAUGCAAUUUAGGUAUCUGGCAUCUGUUCAUUUGGUCAGUUAUUUACCAUUGUUAUUUAUUAUUAAAACAAAAUAAAAUUA